Messenger RNA from Arthroderma uncinatum, 597 nucleotides. RefSeq lists its product as uncharacterized. The transcript is spliced from 3 exons. The record is from RefSeq and is a predicted model, not a curated record. Bases 1 to 597 code for a protein of 198 amino acids. NCBI's taxonomy places the organism in Eukaryota, Fungi, Ascomycota, Eurotiomycetes, Onygenales, Arthrodermataceae.
AUGGUUCUCUACCGGUCACCUGCCGUCCGGUCGUUUUUCUCGGCUCAGUCGAGACGGUUCGCGGCUCCCAGAGUACCGACUGCCCGAGCAUGGCAGCGAGUUUCUCGACGAGGUUACGCCGACCACGCCGGCCAUGAAUCUCAUGAGGCUGGAAGUGAUAUGCCAUGGUUGCUUGGUUCCGUCGCAUUCACUCUCCCGGCAGCAUACUACCUUUACCAGUCCGGCCCCGCUGGAAGGACUGGCCACGGCGACCACGGACACGUUGAGCACGCCGUUGAAAAAGUGAAGGAAGCCGUCAGCGAGCCAGUCAAGGAGGAGGCCAAGCCAGAGCCAGUUGCCGAGCCAAAGGCCGAGUCUGAAGAGCCCAAGUCUGAGGAACCAAAGUCCGAGGAGGAGCCAAAGUCUGAAGAGGCACCAAAGGCCGAGACCGAAGAGGAGAAGCCCAAGGAAGAAGAAAAGCCUGCCGAAACUCCUGCUGAGAAGUCCGAGGAGGCCGAAAAACCAUCUCCCCAGGAAGAGAAGAAGCCCGCUGAGACUGAAGACAAGACUCCUAACCCAAGGGAUCCAUCCAAGGAGCCAGCCUCUAAAUCCAGCUAG